Messenger RNA from Notechis scutatus (mainland tiger snake), 2485 nucleotides. It is a transcript of the gene CCNG2, whose product is annotated as cyclin G2. NCBI's taxonomy places the organism in Eukaryota, Metazoa, Chordata, Lepidosauria, Squamata, Elapidae. The record is from RefSeq and is a predicted model, not a curated record.
CUGGGAGGGCAGACUCCAUUUUGAAGCGGCUCCGAGGCGCCUCAGACUGGCUCUCGCUUUCUUUUUUUCUCUGAGCGGCGUCCGGUGCUGAGGGGAAAAAGAGCCAUGGUGCAACUCUUUCGCUGACUCCCGGCGGGGAAGACCUGGGACUGGAGGGCGAAGGGGCGUCGUCGGGGGCUGAAUGCGGGGCCGCUGGGUCGGUAGCGACGAGGCGCUGCUGCGGCUCUGGUGCUCGUUGCUGCGGCGGGGAGCGGUCGCCUCCCUUCGCUUCAGCCCCCGGUCUGCCUCCUCCGGCCCUUCCGACCUCCGAAGAAGGGGACCCGCCGCCGCGGAGAGAUGAAGAACAUUGAAGCUGAAGAACAGAUGAGCAGCUGGCUCUUCAAACAGCUUAAACUCCAUUUGGAUCAGGAAUGGAAAUACCAGCCUAGGGAAAAAGGGCUGAGUCUCAUUGAGUGCACUACUGAGAAUGAAAACACCUUAUGCCCAAGACUGAGGAAUGCAAAAGUGGAAGAUCUCUGGAGUUUGGUCAACUUCUUUGGAUUUGCCACAGAAACUUUUGUCCUGGCUGUCAACAUUCUUGACAGGUUUUUGGCACUCAUGAAGGUGAAACCUAAGCAUUUAUCCUGCAUUGGAGUCUGUUGUUUCCAGCUGGCUGCUCAACAGGUCGAGGAGGAAGGCAACAUCCCAUCUCUGCAUGAUGUCAUCCGGAUUAGCCAAUGCAAAUGCACCGUUUCUGAUCUAAAGCGGAUGGAAAAAAUAAUAUCAGAAAAACUGCACUUUGACUUCAAAGCAACUACUGCCUUAACUUUUUUGCACUUAUACCAUACUAUUGUACUCUGCCAUACCUCAGAAAGGAAAGAGCUGUUGAAUCUCGACAAACUGGAAGCACAACUUAAAGCUUGCAACUGCCGACUUGUCUUUUCAAAAGCGAAACCAUCCAUUUUGGCCCUGUGCCUUCUCUCUCUGGAAGUGCAGACUCUGAAAUCCAUUGAUUUGUUUGAGAUUCUUCUGUGUGUUCAGAAGCAAUCCAAGAUAAGUGACAGUGACUUGCUGUAUUGGAGAGAGCUGGUCUCAAAAUGCUUAGCAGAUUAUGCUUCCCCCGCCUGUUGCAAGCCAGAUCAUAAAAAACUAGUCUGGAUUGUUUCAAGACGCACUGCCCAAAAUCUUCAAAACAGCUACUAUAGUGUUCCUGAGUUGCCCACAAUCCCAGAGGCCGGAUGCUUUGACGAAAGCGAGAGUGAGGACUCUUGUGAAGACAUGAGCUGUGGAGAAGAAAGCCUCAGCAGCUCGCCUUCGAGUGACGGAGAAGGCACCUUCUUUUUUGACCUCAAACCAAAAUCCAAGUGGCAAGCUCUUUCCUUCGAUUCCGUGUGCUAGUCUGAGCUCUUAAACACGUCGUAGUAUUUUUAGGCAAUAAGAAUCUGAACCAGCCCUCAUCCCAACUAGGGGUGCCUUCUAAGGGUUGGCUUCCACUCCCAGAAUCACCAGCCCACCAACCACAGUGGUUGCUGAGAAUUCUGGGGGUUGAAAUCAACGCCGCCGGAAUGCGCUCCGGUUGGGGAGGGAAAAGCUGAUCUUAGCAUUCCUUGUACUUUUGGUACAAGAUCUCAUGGAGUAUUCAAAAUACAAUAUUGUGGCUUUUUUUUAAAACCUUUGUAUGAUGGUAAGUCUGAUGUGGCAUGAAGGAUCAAAUGAACCAUUUCAAACCUUUGUUUGGCGAGAAACGAGCACAGGGGCACAGAUUUGCCACCCAGAUCACAAGAGGGAGAGCUUCACAGUUUGCCAUGGGCUGGAAUUCUCUGUUGAAAAAUAGGUUGAAUCUGCAAAUCUGCAGUGGCAGAUUUGGUGGAUAGACGAAAUUGCAGAGACGUAGAUGAAGUUCUUUUCUGAAAAAGAUUCUAAAUACUUUUUUUUUUUGUUACGUAUUCUUUUAAAGAAAGUUAUCUGGAGAAAUACUGUAGUUUGGUUUCAGUAGACUUGUUUUAAUCACAAAUGCUGUUUUUCUUUGGGGAAAAGUAAAUAAGCUGCUUUGUUUUUAAAAAAAACGCAAAACCAAUCCACACCGAUGUGCUGAAGCAUAUUUUAGUGUUAAGUUUUCUAAAGAUGAGUUUUCAAAUCCUCAAAUUAGGAAAUGAAAUGUUUUUAGAAACCCUUAGUGUUACCGUUAAAAAAAAAAAAACCCCAUACUAUUAAAAUUUAGAAAGUACUGGAUUUCAGUGUAAAGUCCAUUGUCCCUCUCAUUAGCUUAUUUCAGUAUUUCUUUUACCUUGUUAUUAAGUAAAUCUAUAAUCAUUAUUUUGCAUGCUUAAGUGGAAAUGGUUAGUGGAAAGGCAGUUGAUUAUGGAGAAGUUUUGAUAAAUGUGAAGUUGAUAAAAUGGUUGUCAUUACAUUUAAUUGCUUGCCUUUCUUUCUCUCCCCCCCCCCUCUUUAAAGCACAGACUUUACGGUUGCUUCACUUUAGUUCCUUCAAAUAUAUGCAAAGUAA